Molecule: messenger RNA, 974 nt
Organism: Euleptes europaea (tarantolino)
Lineage: Eukaryota; Metazoa; Chordata; Lepidosauria; Squamata; Sphaerodactylidae
Gene: NUBP1
Product: NUBP iron-sulfur cluster assembly factor 1, cytosolic
Exons: 10
Coding region: 134-943 (269 amino acids)
Biological process (GO): iron-sulfur cluster assembly
Cellular component (GO): cytosol
Molecular function (GO): iron-sulfur cluster binding; ATP-dependent FeS chaperone activity; ATP binding
Source: RefSeq, a predicted model, not a curated record
AGACUGCCCCGGCACCGGCAGCCACCAGGCGGGCGAGGCCGCCGCCUGCCAGGGAUGCCCCAACCAGGGCGUGUGCGCCUCGGCCAGGCCCAGCGCCGGCCCCGACCCAGCUAUCGAAGAAAUCAAGGAGAAGAUGAAAGCCAUCAAGCACAAGAUCCUGGUGUUGUCUGGGAAAGGAGGCGUCGGCAAGAGCACCUUCACAGCUCACCUGGCGCAUGGCUUGGCAGAGGAUGAAACCAAGCAGAUUGCUGUCCUGGACAUUGAUAUUUGUGGACCGUCGAUACCGAAAAUAAUGGGCCUCGAGGGGGAGCAGGUUCAUCAGAGUGGGUCUGGCUGGUCUCCAGUGUAUGUUGAAGAGAAUCUCGGCGUGAUGUCGGUGGGGUUCUUGCUCGGCAGCCCUGACGAUGCCGUCAUUUGGAGAGGACCCAAGAAGAACGGAAUGAUUAAGCAGUUUCUCCGAGACGUGGACUGGGGUGAAAUUGACUACCUGAUUUUAGACACGCCUCCAGGAACCUCCGAUGAGCACCUGUCCAUAGUUCAGUAUCUCAGCUCUACCCAUAUAGACGGGGCAGUCAUCGUCACCACCCCCCAGGAAGUGGCACUUCAGGAUGUUCGGAAAGAGAUUAAUUUCUGCCGUAAGGUGAAGCUGCCAAUAAUCGGAGUUGUUGAAAAUAUGAGUGGCUUCGUGUGUCCGAAAUGCAAGAAAGAAUCUCAGAUAUUCCCUCCGACCACCGGAGGCGCAGAGUCCAUGUGUCAUGCGUUAAACGUGCCUCUUCUGGGGAAAGUGCCCCUGGACCCUCAAAUAGGAAAAAGCUGUGACACAGGACGCUCGUUCUUUUCUGAGAUACCAGAUUCUCCAGCAACGUUAUCCUACAGGGAUAUUAUCCAAAGAAUCCAAGACUGCUGUAGCCACAACCGCCCCCAGGAAGAGCAAAACCCUUAAAGAAACCAGCAUAGGAAUGCAUACAUAGGAA